This is a messenger RNA of Dunckerocampus dactyliophorus (ringed pipefish), 6550 nucleotides long. It is a transcript of the gene mfsd13al, whose product is annotated as major facilitator superfamily domain containing 13a-like. The transcript is spliced from 7 exons. Lineage: Eukaryota; Metazoa; Chordata; Actinopteri; Syngnathiformes; Syngnathidae. The record is from RefSeq and is a predicted model, not a curated record. Bases 563 to 2041 code for a protein of 492 amino acids.
GACAGUAUUACUCAGUAUUAGUCAAAAUUCGCGCCCUUCUUGAAAUACGUAUGCAGCACACAGCCCACGUGUGUCGUCAUUUCCGGACCUGAGCUUCCGGUAUUUUUCUGGACCAAUGCCAAGCUAGUAGAGGAAGAUUAAUGCUGGAGAAGUGUGUUGGAAGAUAAGUUUAAGCAGGAGAAGAUACCAUUCAAUGUUGUUCAUAUUUUACAACUACACUCGAAAGUAGGUAAAAUUUGUGUUCCACACUCCUAUUCAGAAGGGGGCGGUAAAUACACACCUAAACCUGCUUGCCAACUGUCAAUAAAUAAUAGAGAAGAAGUGGCAGAGAAGGAAGUUGGGGAGGCUGACCGCCUCUUCGGUGUCAGAAUACUGUGUACUCUAAUCGUGUUUGACAGGAUUCAGUGUGUAACAGUACCUUACAUGUACGACGGCGACACAAGGGAUAGUACUUUUUAUAGCUUCUUUUCGAAAAGUUACUGUUCACGGUUACAAAAUGCUGAAGAAAGGGCGAGAUUGAUACAUAUUUUUUUUACAUUUUGUAGUCUACCUGCUCUCCGUCAUGGCAGGGGAGGUGAACGGUUCCUCAGGUGUGCGCGGCCGCACCAAACUAGCGCGACACAUGACCAGCAUGGGAAUCAACCCCGCGGCUCUAGCCUAUGCCAUGACCACAUUGGGAUCUUCCAUGAUAAACAAUAUAUUCAGCUUUUAUUACGUCAAGCUCUUCAUCAACAACUACAAGAUAUCAGAAGGCGCUUUCCAUAGAUCACAGGUGGUGUACAUGGUGUGGAAUGCCAUCAAUGACCCUCUCUUCGGAUACCUUCAAGAUACCUCCAAGGUGCCAUGCUGCUCCCACCGGCGUCUCUCUAUCCUGUACGGCGCCCCCCUUUACUCGUUGGCGUUCCUCAUCGCCUGGUUCCCUUGGAGGUCCUAUGAACCCGGUGACUGGCUCAGCGGCAUCCACUUGAUGGUGGCAUUGUGCGCGUUCGACGCCAUGCUAACGUUUGUGCUGCUGGCUCAGUGUGCCCUGUUUGCCGAGAUUUCCGGCCAUCAUCAGAACCGUUUAAGACUCAUCAAGUACAACCAGGUGGCUUCGCUGCUCGGCUCGUCAAGCGUCCUCUUCUGCGGCAUGGUGUCCAAAAACAUGGAAGACUUUGCAGGUUUCCAAGUGUUUGCUGUCAUCAUCGCCAUCCUGAGCUGCGGCUGCAUGCUCUACACGGGCCUCCACAGCGAGAGCCGCUUCGAUGAAAAAGGACUCCACACGGAUGAACAGGAGUGUUGUGAUCGCUCCUCCCAAGGCUUUUCAGUUUCCUUCUCCACAGUGAAAACGCUCACGUGGCAAAUCCUCAUCAAUAGGGACUUCCGGCUCUUUGUGCUCAUGAACUUCUUCCAGGUUUUCAUGCUGGCUUUCUUUAGUAACUUCACUAUGAUAUUUGCAGAGCACCUCAUUCCUCCCGAUGUGCUCUCAUCGCUUGCCAAGAGUAUCAUGUACGGAGCUGGAUUUAUUUGUCCACAGUUGUUAGUAUUGAGCUGUGAGAGACUGCUGCAUGGCCUCGGCUAUUACAGAAUCAUCCUGUACACCUUCUACUUGGAGGUGGCAAUGGGGGCUUUCAUGCUUACGCUUGGUUGUCAACAUUAUCGUGUCCUGGCCUUGUUCCUCACCGUGAGCAUGGUCUUGGUCCAAGCGGCUUUUAGUCUUUUCGGUUUGCCUCUAGCAGACAUCAUUGACACAGACAUGCACAAAUACCAGCGCAGCUCCCCCCUGUCCUCCAUGGUGUUUGGGACCAACGCCCUGUUCACAAAACCUGCUCAGUCUCUGGCCCCAAUGAUAGUGAUUAACAUCCUCAACCAGUUUGGCUAUGAACAGCUGAAAGACACUAAGAGCGACUUAGACCCAAGAGCAUUGGAGAGCCUCCACAGCGUCAUGUUCUAUUUGGUGUGUGCGGUGCCCAUGUGUGUUGCUGCCGUUCAAGUUGUGGCUUGGAGGCCCUUUUCCAUACGCAGCAGUCACACGGUCGAAAGCAAGUACAUUGACUGCUAAUUUAACCUUGCCCAUCCUGGGGUGUGGAAGUGUGUUGGGAUGGUAUGUAUGUGUCACAUAAUCAAGGGAUAGUACUGCACAGUAGAUCACAUUCUGUGCAGCAGAUUGCGUCCUGAGCCUUCUCGCCGAUGGCGAAAAACAACCAAUAACUGAUAACGUCUAUUUUGACACACUGAUCAAGAUUGGGCUAUGCUGCUGCGUCCAGGCGUCGCUAUUGUACGCAACACUUUUCUGAAGGAAGUAGUCUUUAUAUGCAAUGAAUUCAAUUUACAUCGAUACCCUUACUCGCACGAUAUGUGUACCACCCAAUACAGUUGUCCCUCGCCACAUCGUGGUUCAAAUUUAGCGGCUUCACGCUAUCACUGUAAAGGUGACUAUAGCGCCGUUAUUUCAUGUCUAGAGGGCUCUAAUGGUAAAAACCAAAUUAGGUUUUCUAUGCUCAAAUUCAAACACAUUCCAGUUAUAAAUAAAGAAUUCUACUUGGCAGAAAUUCACUUAUCACAGUCGGGUGUAGAACCAAUUAACCACGAUAAACGAGGGAUGACUGUAUAACUGUGCCACACGGACUAUGAGAGUUUACACACGCUUGCACACUAAUGUAGACAUUUUUUCUAUAAUUUAAACAAUUCUAUUACCCGCAAGGCAUGCUGGGUACGUAUUAUGGAUGCGUAUGUUGUGGUCACUAUAUUAUACAUUAGCACAUAUUUAUAAAUAAUCCCCAUUUUAGGGUAAAUGAUUUUCUGCCACAUAAAUGGCCUAAUUAUGAUGGCAAAAGGGCAAAAGGGCAGGUUUUCCCACAAAUUAAAAAAACACAAAAAGAAUGCUUUGAAAAAAUUGCGACCCUGCUGUAUUUUAUCUUGUGAAGAUUUGUGUUAGAUGUGACUGUUAGAAUGUUUGAGGAGAAGACAUCGAGUCUUUCUCUCCGGAGAGGAAAGUGUGUAUAUGUUGACGUUUAUUGACUUGUGGUUGUUAAUGAGCCCUUUAAAGUUGAUUCCAAACAGCGACAACCCGUCGAAGUCAACCAACGUGUCAGGUCCUAGUCCUCCAUCUUCCAAUUAUUACUGAGAAGUUCUCGCUGAAGCCAAGAACAUAGAAAUUUGAGCCUCAAAUGGGUCAUUUCUAUGAAAAAUCAGUCCGUUUAUGUGGUCAUGCUGUAGUAUUGUUAACUUCAUCAUUAUCGAUCGCGUCUUUUUGCAAAAGCAGAUUUGUGGUUAUGUCAAAAUCAUCAAAGGCGUUGGACCAAAACUCCUAACUUCUUUUGAGGUUGACUUCACAACUGCAGGAAAACAAUGUCAGCAAACCCCUUUAUCGCCCCUCCCCCUCAGGUCUUGUGCCAAAGUCACCGCUUAUGUCGACCAAUCCGAGGGAUGUCGACUUAAAACGGAUUCCGUUGUGCUAACAUGACCAUCCUCUUUGCGGAAUUUCUGCAAAUAGUAGCCUGGUGCGUUCAGGUACUCACAUGGGCAGAGUGGACCUUUAUUUGUACGUUUUUAUCGAGACACGGCAAAAUCUAGAAACAUUAGGGGCAUAACGGUACACCAUCAUCACGGUUUGGUUCAUACCUCGGGUUUAAAGGAAAACUGCACAUUUUUUGGAAUAAUCCUUAUGUGAGACAUGAACGCUCAUCUUUUGCUUUUCUAUAUGUUCUUAAGAUAUAAAAAGAGACAGCUCACUACUGCACGUAAUGGGACACACUUGCAGUGUACCGCCUACGAAGACCACUUUUAAAACACCUACAAAAACCUUCAACAAGGUUUUCUGGGUGUAUAUAAAUGCUGUAACCAUGUAGUAACAGGUGCAUUCAUGAUAACAUGGAAUACUUGUGGUAUUUUGUGUAUUUCGGCCGUUGUAAGCAUUACUGGAACUUCCUUCCUGGGUGCAUUGAUUUCACAUAACAACAUAGAAUUGAAUGCCUGCAGCUAGCGUUACCUUUUUCAAACUCAAAAAUAAAAACACAGCAGCAGCUCCAAUAUGGAGCUUUACCCGUCUGUAGUCGCCUGAGGCGUUGUGGGCGAGUGUGUGGUGAAGCUAGUCGCUAGCCGUCUAGUAGCCAGCUGGUGCGGUAUGGCAAGGUGUCAAUACACCAGUAACGAGUUUGAUCAGCUUAACAAUGUUAAUAAUAAUAAUAAUAAUAACAAUGCUGCUGUAGCUUGGUUAAUAUGCACGUUACAUUAUAUGCAAAUGGGGCGUUGUUGCCGCUUUUUCGAGUUUUUUUCUUUCCACAAGGCUUAUUAUAUGUGAGAAUGUGUUUCCCAUUACGUGCAUUCUUAGCUCCAAUUUUUUUAGCUGUUUUUAUAUCUUUAGAACGCACAUAAAAGAGAAGAGCACAUGUGUUCAUGUCUCGCAUAAGGAUUGUGGAUGAUGGGCAAAUUAUUAUUUUUUUUGAAAGUGCAGUUUUUCCUUUAAGGUCACGGUUCGGUUCGUUUUCAGUACAGCAAGGCAACAACAUACAAAACAUGAAACCGCUUAGCUUUUGCGUUAACAGUAAUGAUUUUUAAGUUGCAUCCACUAGUUUUUGUUCGUUUACGUCAGGGGUCACAAACUCUCGGCUCGCGAGGCAGUUGCGGCCCACUGCGUCAUAUUGUGCGACUUGACAUGGAAGAAUAGUUUCAUCCGGCCCGUGAGGUCUGAGCUAGGCCACUGGUACUCCUAAAAAGCACAUCUAAGCUAUCCCUGAAGUAAUAGUAAGCUUGUCACAUAGGCAAUGAACAGGGGGGUCACGAGACAGAACACUACUUGCAAUCGGGGUGCUAACACACACAAACAAAUAACAGCACAACAUGUAACAGGUAAGUAAACACACAUGGGGCAACUACUACUAUGGGGUAUUGUUAGCAACUCUGAACACACACUUUUUACAAACCAAUGACCACAAUGCAUGCUGGGAACCAGCAUCGCUCCAGAUUAGAGUUGUGACAUCCAACUAUCUAUCUAUACAUCCAACUAUCUAUCUAUACAUCCAACUAUCGCAAUAUUAAACCCUACUUUGGAUUCUCGAUACCUUUCACCGUGUAUCGUUUUUAAAAAUUAUUCUUGUUAUUACAGUGUAGCCGCUAUAAACGUGUAUCGCUGUUCCUUCUCAGUGAGUCGAGUGAGCAUUUUACAUGUCAUCUAGGAGGACCUCUUCGCGACAGCGGCAGAAACUUGGGCGGAAACCACAGACGAAAUGAAAGCAGAAGAAAAAAAUAAACCCCCCAAAAAACGGCGCGUAAUACACUGGCGAAGAACGGACACGCCAGCGUCGGAGGACGUGUCUGGCGAAAACACGACAGACAUGCACAACCACCUCAUUUGUCUAAGAGAAAUGUUCCUUUUGCUAUUCAGAUGCUAAAUGUUGUGCUGUUCAAUCAGAAGAUGUUUAGUUUACAUUUUACACGACAGUUCAACCUUAUCCAGUCAUUCUCUGUCUCUUCACUAUUGCCCUACUACGCUAAAUAUUGAUUUUUAAUAUGCUUCUGCUUUAUGGAGUUGAUCUGCUUGAGCGACAUGAGAUGUUGUGUUUUCUGAAUGACUUUAAAAUAGCUUUACUGUUUGUCAGACGCCUUAACUAAAAUCUUGUUCACACUUGUCGCACUAAAACAGUUUCAUUUUUUUGCUUGUAUUCUGGUUAAAAUAUGCUGCAGAAAUUCCACCCGUUUUCUAUCCCGCUUGUCCUCGUUAGGGUCACGGGUUAGCUGGAGCCAAUCCCAGCGGAACGCAGCAUAAUACAAAGUAGGAUUUUUUUUUUAAAUGUAUUUUUUUAUCGUUACCGUGAGCCAUGCAUCGCACAUCUGACCGUAUCGAGAUGUACCCUGAGAUCCCCAGCCCUACUCCCAAUACUUCAUGCGGCCCCAGGUAAAUUGAAUUUGAGACCCCUGCUCUCCUGGGGGACUGUGCCUCGAUAGGUGCUGCUGUUUUGAUUUUGUAAUAAUACCACGGCGUCUAUGAACUGAUGUCAUAACCGUCAAUACCUUUAACUGUUAUGAAAGGGGGCGUCUGUUUGUCUUGAGCGAAUGAUGGAGGCUAAUUGGUGUGGUCACUAUUAGUGGAAAGUACCGUAGUCGUUAUUUUUUAACUGACACUGCUCCGUAAAGCUCAGUAAGACUGAGGCUCUUCUUCUUUGUAAGAGUGAAUUUGUAUGUAAAUAUUCCACUUUUCUACGUCAAUUUCUUUUUCUUUUCUACAUCAAUUGAAUGUUAAUUAUUACGUUUUUUUUUAAAGGUGAUACUGUACCCCUGUAUGCAUUUCUAUUCUUACUAUUGCGCUGUACUACAUUAGACUAUAUCAUGUCAUCUGUGCAUGUAAUGUGCCUUUUUUUUCUUGACAUUUAAGGACCAAAUGACAUUUACAAGAAAAAAAUAUAUGGUUGGUUUAGAAUGUAUUUUAUUAAAAAAUAAUUAUGUUCCCAUUCAUGCACUUGCUCCGUUGUGAUACACAUGCAGAUACAGUAUGUCCACAAGGAUUUUGCCUUUAUAAACACCACCAGAAAGUGCAGAGCUGUCACUAAAAUAUGAUGUAUAAUAUUGGGAA